AUUUGAAAGGAAUAAGUUGUGUACUUAAGAUAUUCGAUUAACUAUGGGAACGGACUGGCUUUCAACAGUCAACAAAAACAAAAUUGAUUUGGCAGCCUGUCCACACCGAACAAAAUCUGUCGAAAAACGGGAAUUGGACAAAACAAUUUAAGGCACUCGGAAGGAUGGAUGCAGUUCCCGGACGAAAGGCACAAGUGACAUCUGGAUCGGCGCCUGACCUCACCUACUGCCAGCCAUGCGCGGAGGACGGCAAGAAAAUCGUCCCCGAGGCCUUCUGUCCCGUCUGUAAGGAGUUUCUUUGUUCCACCUGUGCACGAGUACACCGGAACCAGAAAAUAACCAAAACUCACGCCCUCCAGGACAAGGACAGUAUGCCUUCCUCAUUCCGCGAAGAGAGUGAAGAUGAAAAAUUUAAUGAAACGUGUCAUCGUCAUGCUCAAGAUUUCAUAAAAUAUUACUGUCUUAAUCAUGAGGCAAUUCUGUGUGGAGACUGCUUGGCUGAGAAAGCUCAUCGAUUAUGUAAUAUUGAAAGGGUUUCUCAAGUCUCAAAGCGGUACAAGGAGGGUGCAGAAUACAACAGCCUGAAAACAGGACUUGUCCAGACGGCCACUGACAUUGGCAAACUGUCACACGACAUGCAGGCGAUCAUGAAAUCAGUUGAUGAAGAAAGCCUUACCAAUAUAAAUGAACUUCGCAAAUUCAGGACUGAAAUUAACCAGUACCUGGAUAAAAGGGAAAAUGAACUCUUUGCAGAAAUUGAUCAGAAGAAACGAACAUCCAAGACACUGCUAAAUGAACUGAUAUCAAAAUGCACAAACAUGAAAUCAUCCAUUGAGAAACUAAAGUCAGAGCUACAAGCACAGAACGACAACAGCAACCAGAUAUUAAUAGUAGGAAAGCGAGCUAUAAAAGAACUGGCAAGUCUCCAGGCAGCCCUGGGAGAGGUGAGCAGGAGGAGUAAAGUUCCCCGAUACAAGUUUCACAGGGACCCCGUAAUUGAGCAGAUAAAAGCUGCUGAAAAUGCAAUAGGACGGUUGGAAGAGGGCGAAUCUCGUCGGCGUUAG
This is a messenger RNA of Mya arenaria, 1064 nucleotides long. Its product is annotated as transcription intermediary factor 1-alpha-like. The transcript has 3 exons. The coding region runs from base 165 to 1064 and encodes 299 amino acids. Lineage: Eukaryota; Metazoa; Mollusca; Bivalvia; Myida; Myidae. Gene Ontology annotation, molecular function: zinc ion binding. The record is from RefSeq and is a predicted model, not a curated record.